AUGGAGGUGGUAAAUGAGUAUUUAGUUUCUUCAAAGGAUAAUCAGAAGUUUAGAUUAUUGACAGAAAAUGGUGAUACUGUUGCUAUUGGACGAAUAAUAGCAACAAGCGAAAAAAUUCAUUGUGUUGACUUAAGAAAGGGUAACUAUCGUGUGCAAGUGGAUGAGUGCUGCAAUGAUGAGGCUAAACUUAUUUUUCCUAUUGGAGAUGAGAUUUCUUUACUACCUAAGAAGACAAAGAAGCAAAAAAGGAAUGGUUCACCAAUACCUAAUGCCCCAAUGACACAAGAGAAGUCUCAUCCUUCCCAAAGAUUUCCUAGUCAAAAUGAAGUAGUGUCAAUUAAAACUAGUGCUCCGAUACUCUUCAAGAUUCCUAGUGGGGUUCCUCGCUUUCUCAAGUGUCUAUUAACUACCGUGAAGUAUGUGGAGCCAAGUUUCAUGAUCAAAAUUCCGAUGGAUUUUGAGAUAUUCGGCCAUGAGAAUGAUUUAUAUAUCUCACAAGAAGAUAUAGUCCAUGUUGGCUUAAUGGAAGAGAUUGGAGCAUCAUGUGUAUCGUUAUAUAUCAGGAUUUUAUACUUCCAAUUAGUGAAAAGAGAGAUCAGUCACUUUUUUCGUUUUGUUGAGCCAAUUUGGUUAUCAAAUGUUGGAUCCACUGAAGAAGAACGAGUAGAAUGGGUAUCAAAGCGUAUGAUUGAUUCAAAUCCGGGUCAGAUGUGGUUGUUGCCAUAUCAUAAGGGAAAGCAUUGGAUGCUUAUAAUAAUUGAUUUUGAUCACCAAUUGUGCUAUUUCCUGGAUUCUCUUCACUAUUUUCCACCAGAUGAAAUCAAAUCUCUCAUUUCUCGGUAA
Molecule: messenger RNA, 843 nt
Organism: Humulus lupulus (European hop)
Lineage: Eukaryota; Viridiplantae; Streptophyta; Magnoliopsida; Rosales; Cannabaceae
Exons: 5
Coding region: 1-843 (280 amino acids)
Biological process (GO): proteolysis
Molecular function (GO): cysteine-type peptidase activity
Source: RefSeq, a predicted model, not a curated record